Messenger RNA from Spodoptera frugiperda (fall armyworm), 1094 nucleotides. RefSeq lists its product as uncharacterized. NCBI's taxonomy places the organism in Eukaryota, Metazoa, Arthropoda, Insecta, Lepidoptera, Noctuidae. The record is from RefSeq and is a predicted model, not a curated record. The coding region runs from base 1 to 1020 and encodes 339 amino acids. The transcript has 2 exons.
AUGGCAGCUCUAUGUCUUUCUGAUAGAAAUACACCUGUUUUUGCUUGUUUCCUCGAUUUGUCGAAGGCAUUUGACCUGGUCUGUUAUGAUCUGCUCUGGCAGAAACUACAGGAAACGUCAGUGCCGGAAGAACUGAUUGGUAUUUUUCAAUUUUGGUACAACAAUCAGGUCAACGUUGUUCGAUGGUCGGGGACUCAUUCGACACCAUACAGGUUGGAGUGCGGCGUGAGGCAGGGGGGGCUGACCUCGCCGAAACUCUUCAACCUGUAUGUUAAUGCGCUGAUAGAGAGGCUCAGCAGCACGCAUGUCGGUUGCCAUGUUGGAGGUGUGUGCCUAAAUAAUAUUAGUUACGCAGACGACAUGGUGUUGUUGAGCGCCUCCGUCUGUGGGCUGUCAAAGCUGAUAGGCAUUUGCGAAAAAUAUGCUGAAGAGCAUGGUUUGUUGUACAACACGAAAAAGAGCGAGUGCAUGGUCUUUCGGGUCAAGAGGUGGUGUCCAGAUCACUUACCAGCAGUUAAGCUCAACGGCUUCCCACUUCAGAGAGUUGAUACAAUUAAAUAUCUUGGACAUUUAUUAACCUCUGACCUGAAGGACGAUGCAGAUAUUGAAAGGGAGCGCAGGGCGCUGUCUGUUCGCGCGAAUAUGAUUGCCCGCAGAUUUGCUCGGUGUUCGAGGAGCGUCAAAAUAGCUUUAUUUAGAGCUUUUUGUACGAGCUUCUAUACUGGCAGUCUGUGGGUGGAUUAUGCGCAGAAGCAGUACAGCGCUCUGCGUGUCCAAUAUAAUAACGCGUUCAGGGUGCUUUUGGGGCUGCCUCGCUUCUGUAGCGCAUCGGGGAUGUUUGCGGAGGCACGCGUGGAUUGCUUCCAUGCAAUCAUGCGCAAAAGGUGCACAUCCCUGGUGCGCAGGGUGCGGGCCAGCCGCAAUAGCAUCCUGGCCGCUUUUGCCGAACGGGUCGACUGUCAGUACCUGAACCACUGUUGCAUGGUUCACGUACUGACUAAUUGUAAGAUAUUAUUUUAAAAUCAAAUCGACAAUUGUAUGUAAAAUUUCUUAUUUUAUUGUAAUGUGUGUGUAAUAAUUAUAAUUAUGAUCCA